ACAUCCACCAUGGGCGUCUCGCAGCAAUCACACCCCCUUCUGCCCCCGUCCACCCUCUCUUUACCACUCCAAACCCAAAACGGUACGGAGAACAGAUACAUCCCACGAAGGAGGCCCGUCGCACCCGCACCCAGACACACGCGCGCCAGAUAAGCUCCACCCCUCAGAAAGUGUCUUGUCAAUCAAGGUCACCUUUUUCCUUGUGGCAGCGGCGCCGGCGCUGUCACCCCGUCCCCGGCUGACCUCCGGGUAAAACACAGAAGCGAGCACGAGAGCAGAGCACCAUCUCACUCACGACAGCUGCCCGCCAGUUGUGCAACCCAACCCACAAUCCCACCCCCCCUCCUUCCUCGCAAGCGGGCAGAGACACCAAGGGCCAUGAACUUUCCCACUUCCACCUCCAACGACUUCGCUUUCAACCCCAUCCUCAGCUCCAACAACCAGUCGCAACACCAGUCCCAGCAGCAGCAGGUCCAAUUCUCCUCUCGCCAGCUCCAGCUGCAGCAACAGCAACAACAGCAACAGCAUCAACAGCAGCUACAGCUACAACACGCCCUCCAGCCGCCGCAACCUCCUUCGCCUGCGUCGUCCGCCAACGCGCAAUCCCUCUCCGCCGCCCAGCAAGCCCUCGCCCACGCGCAGUACCAGCAGUUCGUCCUCAUGAACGGAAUGAACGGCGGCAAUGUGCCCAACGGCAUGGGCGGCGUGCCCACCCCGGCUGGCCAGCAGGCCGAGCUCAACUACAUCUAUGGCAUGGUCGAGGAGCUUAGCAGGCAACUCACGGAGAACCGUCGCGUCACAGAAGACAUAGUCUCUGGUCUUGGCAGGGUGCGCAGCCGCGCGAGGACGCAGGGAAUGGGUAACGACGACCUCAUUCACAACGCUGCAGACGACAUCCUCGCUCAAGAACAGAAUCUCGAUACCCUCAUCUCCAUCCUCUCCGAAUCACUCGAAAAAGCGAAAUACAGCCGCGACGCUAACGCGACACUCCUCAGCCAGUACGCGACAGUCUUCGCCGCAAUGCUGAAGCAAUUACACGAAUACAAGGCAAAGCACGUCACCGACGUCGCCGCAUGGCACCGCUCGUACCGAUCCCAGCUCGCCGAGGCCCGCGCCGAGAAUAGCAGACUCCGGGAACAGAUCUGGGAUAUGCAGGAACGCGCGGGGAAGGCCAACGAGGUGCUCCGCAAGUUCCGCCGCAAGUACGACGAGGACGAGACGCGGUGGGAUCGGCGCGUGGAGGAUGUGGCCGCGCGCCAGGAGCUUCGGUUCUGGAAGCGCAUGGCCAUGCCCGAGGUCAGCGACGAGGACCCGUGCUGGAGUGACGACGACGAUCUUAUCGACCCUGCGGAAAAGGAGCGCUUGAGGGAGCUGGAGAAGAGAGCGGCACAGGAGCAACUUUCCGGGAGCCAGCAAAUGGGUGACGAGUACUCGCGUCCGCAGUCGCCGGAAUCUAGCAUGAUGGGCGGCGUCCCAAUGCAGAGAGACCUGGGCAUCCCCAUGAGCAUGCCUGUUCCGCCACCGAGGCCCUCGAGUGCGAAUUCGAGCACUGGCUCUUCUGGCCAGUGAGGCAGUACAUAAUGCAUUUAGUACCUGUUUUAUGAAGCAUGCCAUCGGAAUUGUGGUGGCGUAAGGAGCAUUCUGGGUAAAAAGUUACCGGCGUUGGGGAUUGCUGGAAAGGAGAAUCGCUUGCAAAGCAAAUGGGCGAUCGCGAUAUACCUCAUGUCAUGCUGGCCAAGCACCUUGGCCUUGGUCUCUUUUUCACGAAUACAUUAAUUAAUGGUUUGUUGAAACGAAACAAAA
Messenger RNA from Colletotrichum godetiae, 1803 nucleotides. RefSeq lists its product as uncharacterized. The transcript has 2 exons. The record is from RefSeq and is a predicted model, not a curated record. NCBI's taxonomy places the organism in Eukaryota, Fungi, Ascomycota, Sordariomycetes, Glomerellales, Glomerellaceae. Bases 379 to 1569 code for a protein of 396 amino acids.